AUGGAUAACAUAGCUCUCAAUUUGCCCUUCACCCUGACCAUAUUGGCGGGGUCUUAUAUCCUGUACUCACUUGGCCGUAUUAUCUACAAUCUUUACUUUUCCCCUCUUUCCAAAUUCCCGGGCUCAAAAUGGGUGAUUGCAACUUACUGGCCGGAGUUUUACUAUGACUGGUGGUGCAAUGGGAAAUACCUCUUUGAAAUUGAGAAGAUGCAUGAUAAAUAUGGUCCUAUAAUUCGAAUCAAUCCUGAAGAGCUGUCUAUUCGUGACCCGGACUUUUACAAUGAAAUCUACGUCACAGAGAGCAAACGCAGGACAAGUCACUAUGACGUUUUCUGCAAAGGAAUCGAUUUUGAUGGUCAGCAAAUAUAUAACCUUGACACAGAGAGAUGCAAAAAUUGUUGUCCAAUUGCUAACCUGAUACUAGGAUCGCAUUUACUUACCGUAGACCAUGAUCUCCAUCGCCGUAGGCGAAAGCCACUCGAGCCAUUCUUCUAUCGCCAGGGAAUUAUGCGGCUUCAAGACAUGCUGGCAGAAGUUGCCCUCAAGCUUGAGUCACGAAUUAGAGCCCUUGAAGGGACAAACACGGUGAUUCGACUGGACCAUGCCUUCUCCGCAUUCUCCGGGGAUAUCAUUGGGAAAAUCUGCCUGGACAGCGGGGAUGACAGCAAGACGUUUUUGAGUCACCCAACGUUCAACCCUGAGUGGUACGACACCAUCCACACGAUUGUUCGAUCAAUUCCCUUGUUUACAGCCUUUCCAUGGAUUGUCCAGGGCCAAAUGUUCAAUAACUUCAAAGAGGUCGCUAAACAGCACAUCUAUCGAGCCUUGAAAGAUACAGAAGAAAGUAAAAGGACAGGCAAAGAGGAUACCAAUCAUGCCUCUCUUUUCCACUAUAUCGCAACGAGCGAUAUGCCCGAAUCAGAACGGUCCCCGGAACGACUAGCCAAGGAGGCCCAGGUCCUACUUGGUGGUGGAACCGCCAGUACUGCACGUACUAUUGGCUUUACAUCAUUCUACAUCAUGUCUAACCCGAAUAUCCGGUCGAGGCUAGAAGAUGAACUCAGGGAUGUGAUGGCAGACUGGCCACAGCGCGUCCCUUCUUGGGCUGAGCUCGAAAAAUUGCCCUUCCUGCAGGCACUCAUCAAGGAAUCCCUUCGCCUCAGCUACGGUGUCAUGCACAGACUCCCCCGUAUCUCACCAGACGUGCCUAUCCAGUACAAGCAAUACACUAUCCCGCCUGGUGUCCCCGUCGGCAUGUCAGCUUAUUUCAUGCACUCUGACCCCAAAGCAUUCCCCGAACCAGACAAGUACAUUCCAGACCGAUGGCUCGGAAAGGUGACUCCUGAAAUGCACAGGAGCUAUGUCCCAUUCACACGAGGGUCCAGAAACUGCCUGGGAAUGAAUCUUGCCAUGUCCGAGAUGAGCCUUAUCCUGGCCGUCCUUUUCCGACCCAACGGCCCCAAGUUUGAGCUAUUCGAGACGGACGAGAGCGACGUAAAGCAAGCCCACGACUUCCUUAUUCCCCUGCCGAAGAUUGAAACGAAGGGAGUUCGAGCUAUCAUUCCCUAG
Molecule: messenger RNA, 1569 nt
Organism: Trichophyton verrucosum HKI 0517
Lineage: Eukaryota; Fungi; Ascomycota; Eurotiomycetes; Onygenales; Arthrodermataceae
Exons: 8
Coding region: 1-1569 (522 amino acids)
Molecular function (GO): oxidoreductase activity, acting on paired donors, with incorporation or reduction of molecular oxygen; monooxygenase activity; iron ion binding
Source: RefSeq, a predicted model, not a curated record